CUCCCGGCGAUAUGGCUCCCGCACUCAUGGCCUGAUGGUCGACCGGCAACGGGCAGGCGAGCGGGAAAGUCAGCAACACCACCCCUCACUGAACCCCGCCGGCUCCCCCACCCAACCCGGCAUUAAGGCGAACCUAACUCCACGCCGUCCUCCCCAGGCCCAACAACCAACCGCACAUCACGCAAAUCCUUCCCCAACUUCUCCUUCUCUCUUCCUUCCCCACCACCACAAAACUAACCCGUAUAUCAACCUCCCGGAACAACAUGGUGACGCACCACCUCGCCUACACGGCGCCGAUCAACCCCGCGCUCGCGGAGCCGCACCUCAGCCAGGCGCAGGUGUGGCAAGGCCUGCGGCGCAAAAUGGUCGCGGCGCAGGAGUUCGUGCCGGCGAUUACCGACUGCCGUGUGCUGGAGGAGAAGGGCGAUGGCGAGGAGGUCACGCGCGAGGUCGUGUUCCGCGAGGGUGCGGGGCCGGGGGGUGAUGGCAAGCCUGUGCGUGAGGUUUGCAGGGCGUUUGAGCCGACGAGGGUCGACUUCCACCAGACGGACGGCAGCGUCGUGCGCAAUAUCAUCAGCACCGGCGCCGGCGGUGAGGCUGACCUCUACAUGACGUACGUCUUUGAGUGGCACCACCCGCAGGUCACAGCCGGCUCCGACGAGGACCGCACUCUGCUGGUGCGGCACAAUCAGAUGGCGCAGAUGGCCGUCGAGAAAAGCAUUGAGAGCAUCAGGAAAAUGGUCGUGGAUGGGCGGAUCAAGUAGUGCGAAGUGUUAGCAUAAUCACAUAGAUGCUUGUGGUAUGGUAUAGUUGGGUGUCGUUAUGUUCGUCUAAGUUCUAUCGUGGCGGGUAUGCAUGGACGUUACGGCGUCAGGAGCGUAGCGUGGCUGGUUAGGCCACUCUCACGCGAUUCGGGGUAUCACAGCAGGUACCGGUACUCCGGGGUCAGGUCUCCCAUCUCCGUCUUCUCGUACUCCGUCAAACUCAAGUCCGUGGGCGUCUUGUCCCUCCUUCUGUUGUCCCGGAAGCACACCACCCAAUAUAAGCAGCAGCUCAGCGCGCUAAGGCAGAUGAAGGCAAUGCAGAUGCUGUAGCCCGGGGUGUAUUUGGGCGCGUCUUUUUGCAGGAAUGCAAACACUGCUAUGAUGCC
Molecule: messenger RNA, 1150 nt
Organism: Aplosporella prunicola CBS 121167
Lineage: Eukaryota; Fungi; Ascomycota; Dothideomycetes; Botryosphaeriales; Aplosporellaceae
Exons: 2
Coding region: 264-764 (166 amino acids)
Source: RefSeq, a predicted model, not a curated record